Solanum stenotomum is the source of this 528-nucleotide messenger RNA. RefSeq lists its product as uncharacterized. The record is from RefSeq and is a predicted model, not a curated record. Lineage: Eukaryota; Viridiplantae; Streptophyta; Magnoliopsida; Solanales; Solanaceae. The annotation marks the transcript as partial. The transcript is spliced from 3 exons.
UUUUGCCGAAAGAAAAAGAAGAGCCACUCAGUGACUUGGAAUGUGACCGGCGGUUCUCCGGCUAUUCCUCCGCCGCCGAAGCCUUUACAGGCGAAUCGCGAUGUUGAAAAGGGCGAAAUUAAACCCAAGGAUAACUCAGCAAUGAGAGAUGGCGGAAUGGUUAUUCUAGGUGCUGCUGCUGCAACAGUUGUCACCGCGGCUGUUAUUGAUAGUGGUGGUGGCGGAGGUGGUGGAUGUGGAGGUGGUGGUGGAGGUGGUGGAUGUGGAUGUGGAGGCGGAGGAUGUGGUGGCGGAGGAUGUGGUGGUGGUGGAUGUGGAGCUGUAGUUUUGGUUUGGUAUUUUGGUGGCCGAAAAGAAAAUAUCAGUCGGAAUAAUGUGUCUGUUCCUGCUCCUCCUCAUGUCGAAAAGGCUGUUGUUACGAGUCCUAGUGCUUGUCGUGACUGGGGGAUCCGGGGUUGGGGUGGUGGAGGGAUGAGCUCUUGGGGUGGUGGGGGUGGUGGAACUAUUGGCGUGGGCGCCAGAGUUUGA